Molecule: messenger RNA, 3842 nt
Organism: Pangasianodon hypophthalmus (striped catfish)
Lineage: Eukaryota; Metazoa; Chordata; Actinopteri; Siluriformes; Pangasiidae
Gene: calcrl2
Product: calcitonin receptor-like 2
Exons: 13
Coding region: 202-1674 (490 amino acids)
Biological process (GO): angiogenesis; adenylate cyclase-activating G protein-coupled receptor signaling pathway; cell surface receptor signaling pathway
Cellular component (GO): plasma membrane
Molecular function (GO): adrenomedullin receptor activity; calcitonin receptor activity; calcitonin gene-related peptide receptor activity
Source: RefSeq, a predicted model, not a curated record
ACCCGGUCAUUAUUUCAGAGAGCGCGUGAAUGUAGGGGCACAUCAGCGCGCGCUCCCACGGAGCACACUCGCAGCCUCAGCAAGCCGCUCUUGCAACAUGUUAAUGAGGAGAGGAUAUAAGAGGAGCAACCGCUAAACAUCUCGUUUUUACGGGUACUGAUGUGCUGUUGCGCCCCCUUUCAGUGCCUCCUGUAGUGCAUCAUGGGAAAACACCCAACAUUCCUACUGCUGCUUCUACAGAUGCUCACCACUGAGUUGUGUCAGGCCGAGGAUGUUAUAGCGACGACUAUGAUACCAAAGGAGGAAGUGACUGAUAUCCCAAUAUCCCCUACUGCUCUGAGGGUGUCGAGGGAACAGAUCUUGGCAGCUCAGUUUGAGUGUUACCUCAAAAUACUGCACGACCCACCACACACAGAUCCAGGGCCGUACUGUAACCGCACGUGGGACGGCUGGCUGUGCUGGGGAGACUCGGCUCCGGGAACCGCCAUGCAGGACUGUCCUACUUAUUUCCAAGACUUUGACCCAGCAGAGAAAGUAACCAAAGUGUGUAACCCAGAUGGACAGUGGUUCCGACAUCCUGACAGCAACCGACUGUGGUCCAACUACACCCUGUGCUCAGCCUACACCAAAGGAAAAGUCACGGUUGCAUUCACCAUGUAUUAUCUGGCAGUGCUGGGUCACACGCUGUCUGUGGUCUCCCUGCUUAUAUCCAUUUUCAUCUUCUCAUAUUUCAAGUGUCUAAGCUGCCAGAGGAUCUCUCUCCAUAAGAACAUGUUCCUGUCCUUCAUCUUCAACUCCAUUCUCAUGGUCAUCUGGUUAACGAUGAUCUUCCACGAUGAGCAGCUGGCUUCCACCAACCAAAUUGGCUGUAAGAUCUUGUCCAGUCUGAUUCAUUAUGCAUCAUGCUCGACGUACUUCUGGAUGCUGUGUGAGGGGAUCUACUUGCACACACUUAUCAUCGUGGCUGUGUUUGUGGGAGAACAGCAGCUGGGCUGGUAUUACCUGCUGGGCUGGGGAUUCCCAAUUAUUCCAGCUGUCAUUCACGCUGUGGCCCGUCUGUACUUCUAUGAUGACAAUUGCUGGAUAAGCAACUCUGACCUGCUCUACAUCGUCCAUGGCCCAAUCCACGUUGCCCUGUUGGUGAACCUCUUCUUCCUGUUGAACAUAGUGCGUGUUCUGAUCACAAAGCUGAAAGAGACCCACAGGACCGAAUCCAAUGCCUACAUGAAGGCUGUGCGUGCCACCCUCAUCCUGGUGCCCCUGAUGGGCGCUCACUUCAUCCUGGUGCCCCUGCAGCCCGAGGGCAGACUGCCCUUGGCCGUCUAUGAGUUCUUCAUGAAUGUCUUCAUGCAUUUUCAGGGCCUCCUGGUUGCCAUCAUCUUAUGUUUUGGAAAUGGAGAGGUGCACUCAGCUAUAAGGCGUAAGCUUGCCCAGUACCGGGUCCAAUGCCGGCAGCGCCUGGUGACGACUGACUCUCACUCUCAGAACUAUCACACCAACUCCUCGAUCGGUGAGACCAGCCGAAUGACCCUGAGUCUGGAACAUGCGCCACCCCAGGUGGAUGAGGACAAAAUACACACAGCCAUGUUCGUCCUCAAUGGCCAGAGCAACGGCAAGCGCAGUUUCAGUGAGGAAGAUCACAAAGUCAAAGUCCUGGGGUCGUCAAUGAUCUGACACUAAAAGGGAAAGAGACUUCUUUAAAUCUUCGAUACUAAGCUCUUUUAAAGAAACAUGUCACCCUGAAUGUGAACAGUGGUCAAAAAUGAAAAAAAGGUGGUUAGUAUAAUUUGCUUUAUGCUAACUGAUCCAAAUUUUUAUUUAACGGGCGUCCUUCGUUCAUCUAUUUCACAACACUGUAAGAAAGGAAAGUGAAUGUUUAAAGCAGCGACUAAAAGUCUGGCAGAGCUCCAGAGUGAUGUCUAAAAUUUUGCCCUUUUCGUCGGGAGAUCACGAGUUUGAAUGUCGAAGAUGCCAUAGCAGUCUGGGAACCCAAGCGAGAGUUGAACUUUGGGUGGGAAAGUUAGUUUUUUUUUUCCUUUCUGUCAUUUAGUGCGACUCUAGCCAAUCAGAAUAGGACAUUUAGCACCCUCCUCAACAUGUGAAGCAGUUUAGGAAGAAGCAUGUAACCUUUAUCAGGGGUGGACAAAUCAGUAGAACAAAGCUUUUUAUUCCUAGUUGCCCCACAGACAAGUAGAGAUAAAGAAAAGCAAUCUGUGUCCUAUUGACUUUCGCAAAAAACAAAUAUUAUCAUUUGGUAUGUAGCUAUGUUUAAAUGUGGCACACAUCAAUGCUUUAACUAUAGCGUAAAUUACUUCCGAAUCCCACCACCUGCUGCACUACAAACAUUUUCCAAAAUGGCUUAUCGUAGUCAGAUUCAAGGCACUGCUACACAUUUUUAUAGUACAGGCAGAUCUCAUGGAUUCCAGGCAGAAUGUACAUGCAACAUUAGCUAGCUAGCUAAUGUGUUUGUUAGCUAGCUAAUUAUUAAGUGGCCACUGCUUACUUAUAAGUAGUUCCUCCAUUUUUUACUAACCAAAGAGAUUCAACGUUGUUUCUUAGAUUUGAGAUUGAAGAUUGAGGCUUGUCAAUUCGACAACAUGAACAAGUUUUAUUCUCUUUUAGUCUGACACAGCUUUAGCUGAGAAAGCAGAAAAGCGUCGUUGUAGCAAGCGGUCAGAACUCUAUGGAUAAAUGCUAUGGAUAAACCACAGAUGUUGGCACUGCUGUAAUUAGCUUGCAUGGAUCAUUGCAUGGAUCAAGUUUCAGAGUCAGAGAUAUAUGGAAACGAUGCUAGCACAUCAUGCACAAUAUGUCACCUAACAUACAUAUUGAGAGAACAUAUCAAGAUAAACAUAUCGAGAGACACUAGCUGAACUCAAGCAGUAUCUUUUACAUGUGAUGUGAGGACAGAACUCCAUAUCUGAUAGCUGAAACUUUGGCCAGUUGGCUUUUUGUGACAUGAUGUGCUACAUUAGAAAGAUUGUUAGAAGAGGAUAAAAUAGCACUUAAGUAGCUAACUAGCUCAUUAUACCUUAAUAUUUUACGUUAGCCACCACUUUUUUGCCUAGUCAGCUAGCUUUCCAUGCAACCAAAACAUAGGACUUAGCAGCACAUUGGAGCUUUUAUUUGCUAGCCAAUGAAUUUACGAUUUGUCCAUCUCCCAGAUUGGUAGCUUGGUGCGAUACAGAGAAAUGGAAAUGAUGGGCUGGGAAUUGGCUACGAUGAAAUUUGGGGAAAACUGGCUUAAACCACUUAUGACAGAUUUGGAUUCAGAGUAGUUGGACAUUUUCUAGCACUUCAUCCAGUGUUUUAUGCAUCUGUACAUGCACAUAAAGAUUUGGCUGAAUUCUCCUGUACAAAUAGUCUAAAAAAGGAGGAAAAGGACAUUAUACGUUUCACCAAACCCCAAAUAUCAGAACAUAUGGGGAAUUCCAGCAGGUUGCCACUAAACUCAUUUGUACCAACUGAUUUUUUUUUCUACAGGACCGACCCACACGGAGAAAACAAUUAACGGAAGUUGGAUUGUUUGUUCGAGCACUGAGAACAUUUGAAAUAUGUAAUUAUUUCUUUAAAAAUGUGUAUAAACACUUGUAAAUAGGCGUUCUGUGUGUUUUUCACCCACUGCCUUCUCUCAUUCUUAGCAGAGGCUUUUUUUCCUCUCUAGACUUAUAUAUUAUAGUGAGUUGUGGAAAGACGUGUUAUUUGCUCGUAUCUAUCUCUUGGUCAGAUUUUUUGACUGAAACAUUCCUUUCAAACAUGUAACGUGUAAAUAACUGUCAUUUCUCUAUUUGUGUAAUGGAUACUAUUGUUAUAAAGAGCACAAUAAAUGUUAUUGCACUGGA